AGGGGCCGGCGCAUUGUCAAAUGUACAGAAACCCCUAGGGCCAGGAAAUCAAUAUGCAGAGAUCACCAUUCUUCGGCCCGAACUAGCUGGUAUCCGUGGUUCAAAUGUACCCAUUCAAAGUCGUCAUAUCACUAAGUGAUCUGGUUCUACCGCAAGUAUCACGCUGGCAGAUAAAUGGGUUCAAAAUUGCAUAAAAGAUGCAGCCAUUCAACAGAUUUAGCUUCGAGCUUGCCAUCACGAUUGCUCAAAAUUAAUUUCUCAAAAAUGAAACAUCGUUACUACAUUCGUCUUUGCAAUAAAAACAUACCGCCAAAUUCCAAAUAUGCAACACUAAGUCAUGUAUGGGGAAACGUCAAUUUUGUUAAACUGCUCAAAAGCAACCUCGCGUCUUUCAAAGAAGACAUACCAAUGUCCAGCCUGUCCAAAACCUUUCAGGAUGCAAUUAAACUGGCCCUGAGAUUCGGAUUCCAUUACCUAUGGAUCGAUUCCUUAUGCAUUAUUCAAGAUAAUGGCGACGAUUGGUUAAAAGAGUCUGCUCUUAUGGCCAGUAUCUAUGGUGGUUCUAGUCUUAACAUCUCCGCCACUGGAGCACAAAAUGGUAACGAAGGGUUGUUCUUCGAGAGGGAUUUGAAUUCGAUUCGGACCGUAAAUCUAAUGACGCAAGUGGAAGGCCAGAAGAACUGCUCUGGGCUCAAUGACUCAAAUGGAGACAAUUCAAGGCUUGCGUGGGUUUGUGUAGAUGGAUCUAUGUAUGGGCGAGCAUGUCGUGAGUCACCAUUGUAUCAAAGAGCGUGGACCUUUCAAGAACGUUUCUUAAGCCCUCGCACUCUACAUUUGGGAAACCCCCAGAUUAUAUUUGAAUGCCAUACACGCAUACACUAUGAAACAUUUCCAGAGACUAGGACAACUAAUUUUGAAGAGAGAGGCACUGUGGAAUCCCAAUAUCACACUUUUCGUCGUGCUUGGUCAAUCAUAGUUGGAAACUAUUCGAAAAGCCGACUGACAAUAAGCAGUGACAAGCUUAUAGCAUUGUCCGGCGUUGCUAAACAUUUUGCCAACAAAUAUAAUGUUGAAUAUCUCGCAGGAAUAUGGAGGGAGCAUUUGCCCCUCGCUCUAUUAUGGUCAGUAGACGAUAAGAAUGGAACUGGGUCACUUCCACUUCGGGGACCAAGUUGGUCUUGGGCAAGUAGGAAUGGAUCUAUAAGAUACGAUAGGUUAUACUCUUUUGUCACAACGCCUUAUGAUGACCGCCCGAGCCCUUGGGAGGCAAAUGAUUUUAAGAUUCUAGAUGUUCAGGUUCGGACUACACCUGAUUUAUACGGCCAUUGCCUGUGUGGAACAAUGCGUAUCGAAUGUGUCAGUCUACUGGAUGGAACCGAAACUUCUGGCGGGUUGUAUCCAAAUAGAACCAGCAAGACCGUGCAUAUCGGAGAGGGAUCAUUCAGUAUCAAUUAUUAUUUUGAUGACUGGAGAGAUCACCAUAAAAUAUAUCUACUAAAGAUAUUCUCAAGGAAAAUGAUGGGAAAUUCGAAACUUUCUUAUCAAAGGAGCCGAAACGCUCAAUGGGGAGCUCUAUCUCUUUUACCUCAAAUAUCUGGUGUACAUAACUGUGAAGAGGGGCUAAUAAUAGCUCCAGUCGCCAGGAAGAAGGGGAUCUUCACACGCGUAGGGGUAUAUCAAACUCCAGGCUAUAGUGGAACUUUGCAAGACUUCGAGAACAUGAGAAAUAAGGGUAGGCUUUCACUUGAGAAUGAGCUAUCAUUAUAUCAAGAAGUAUCAGGGGUCAAUAAAGCAGGAGAUCAAAUGUAUAUUAUCACUCUUAUCUAACGAGAUCAAACUAUCUUCACCGCAAAUCACAAAUUCCUUUUGCCAGAUGC
Botrytis cinerea B05.10 is the source of this 1877-nucleotide messenger RNA. RefSeq lists its product as hypothetical. The record is from RefSeq and is a predicted model, not a curated record. NCBI's taxonomy places the organism in Eukaryota, Fungi, Ascomycota, Leotiomycetes, Helotiales, Sclerotiniaceae. The transcript is spliced from 2 exons. Bases 175 to 1827 code for a protein of 550 amino acids.